Lingula anatina is the source of this 2981-nucleotide messenger RNA. Its product is annotated as xylosyltransferase Oxt. Lineage: Eukaryota; Metazoa; Brachiopoda; Lingulata; Lingulida; Lingulidae. Gene Ontology annotation, cellular component: membrane. The record is from RefSeq and is a predicted model, not a curated record. Gene Ontology annotation, biological process: chondroitin sulfate proteoglycan biosynthetic process; heparan sulfate proteoglycan biosynthetic process. Gene Ontology annotation, molecular function: protein xylosyltransferase activity.
AUGGCAGCAGGCACCAUAGUUCUUGCUCACAACUCUGGUGGACCAAAGAUGGAUAUUGUAGUGGACAGAAAGGGGACAAAAACAGGGUUUUUGGCCAGUGAUAUUACCAGUUAUGCAGAUGCAAUGGAAACCAUAUUCAACCUCACACCACAGGAGAGAAUGGAUAUAAGAAUGAAUGCCAGAGAAUCCGUGAAGAAAUUCUCAGAGGAAGAGUUUUCACAAGGGUUUUUGUCUUGUGUCAGAUUUAAAUACGCAGGUGUGCAAUAUGGCAAAGAAUGCUGGUGUGGUAAUGAGUAUGGUAAAUAUGGCCAACUCCAUGAGGCCUCCUGCAGUAGCAAGUGUCCAGGGGAGAGUGGAGCUCUGUGUGGAGGGUACAAGGCACAGAAUAUUUACCACACGGGGCUGGGAGAAAAGCCCAAUAAUGCUGUCCAUCUGGUCAGCUCUUUAUCAGAAGAGUUUCCAAAGAAUGCAGUGAGAAUUGCUUUUAUCUUGACUCUCAAUGGUAGAUCACUUAGGCAGACCAAAAGGCUUUUUAAGGCAUUGUUUCAUGUCAACCACUAUUACUACAUCCACGUUGAUUCACGUCAAGAGUAUCUUUAUAGAGAACUUGUGAACCAAUUGGCCAGAUUCCCCAAUGUACGUUUUGCUCCAGUCCGUAUGUCCACAAUUUGGGGCGGAGCCAGUCUUCUACAGAUGCUUCUCACUUGUAUUAAAGAUUUAUUAGCCAUGAAAGAUUGGAACUGGCACUUUGUUCUCAAUUUAAGUGAGUCAGACUACCCUGUCAAAACCAUUUGGGAUUUAACCAACUUCCUUACAAGGUACAGACACAAAAAUUUUCUCAAAUCACAUGGCAGAGAUACCCCAAGAUUUAUCAAGAAGCAGGGUCUAGACAGGACAUUCUAUGAGUGUGACACCCAUAUGUGGCGUCUUGGGACCCGUAGCCUUCCAGAUGGCAUUAGGAUAGAUGGCGGUAGUGACUGGAUUGCCCUAAGUCGUCCAUUUGCCUCUUAUGUUGUUCAUGGGGAUGAUGCCCUCCUUGAUGGGUUAAAAACAAUGUACAGAUACACACUUUUGCCUGCUGAGUCCUUCUUCCACACAGUUAUCCAGAACAGUAAAUUCUGCACUACAUUUGUGGACAACAAUCUUCACCUUACAAAUUGGCGCCGUAAGCAAGGCUGCAAGUGCCAGUACAAGCAUAUUGUUGACUGGUGUGGAUGUUCCCCAAAUGACUUCAAACAAGAGGAUCUCUCAAGAUUACUGGGAACUGCAGAAAAAGUCACAUUUUUUGCACGGAAAUUUGAAGCCAUUGUGGACCAAACUGUGAUAAACAAGCUGGAUGCUGUCUUAUAUGGAGACUAUCCAAAAGGAAUGCCCGGGCUAGACCUGUACUGGCAGCAUGACUUUCACCAUGAAGACAUCAACACCAAAACGGAUGACGCAUACUUCACUUUCUACCACUCAUUUAGUAGACAGACGGCCGAUAGGCUGGAAACAAUAAAUCGUUGCAGAAUUACACCUGAUGAAAUCAGAGAAGUAACUUUGUUUUCUGAAUCAGAUACAAUGUCUGGGAUAUUGGUUCUUUUUUCUGUUGUGUUUGAAGAAAGGCAGUAUCAAAUUGAGACUUACAUGAAACCCAAACACAAACCAACUAAAAUCCACAGUGUUGUAGGACCUGCUGGAAGACUGGUUUCUUUGCAGGUCGGCACAAAUUUUGACCCCAAAGAACUUGUGUUUCGAAAUUUUGGCAACUUUCUGGGACCCUACAGUGACAUUAGUUUACGACAUGAGUGGGGACAAGGCAAGGAAUUUGAUGUUACAGUUGUUUGGGUUGAUCCAGCUGGUGUGAUAGCUGGGUCUUUUGAAGAAACAGUGAAUCAGGGAGUAUAUGUAGGUGCUCAUAAACCACAGUUCCAAAAUCCUCUCAGACCAGGAAUAUGGACAGUUAGAUUAUUGACAGAUUGGCAUUUAAUGGCAGAGCAGGAAUUUUUUAUCUUGCCACUGUCACAUAUCAACAAGAGAAAGAUCACAAAGGAUGAGGCUUUGGCUGCCCACAAGGGUCCAGAAGGAUUUUACAAAGAGAAAGAUUUUUCAGAUCUACAGAGUGUGAUUUUAGUCACUGACAAGAAGGCGGAAUGUGAGAAAAAUGGUCAGAAAUUUGGCAAGGAUCUGUUUGACUGGAUUGACACGCUGAGUGCACAAUUAUGGUGGAUUGAAGAAACGUGCGUGGUUGAAUCAUCAACUUCUUUCCCAUGUGGAGAUUUAAGAAUCUGUGCAGACACAGACUGGAGUUCCAGAGCUCCAGAUCCCAAAUCAGAAAUAGGUUCAGUUGAUCCCCGUACAGGAAGGAUAGAGAGAUGACAUAGUUAAUAUUUAUUGUCAAUGUCUAAUUCUUAUGGUUGUUCUAGUUUCUGAUUCCGUAAGUAAUCAUGGUGGUCAGUGGUGCGUUUUAAAGUCUUUUUCCUGCAAUUUAUGCAAUGAUGCACAAAGGUGCGCCUGUUUCCUUGCUGUAACUGCUAUAUGUUAUUGAGGUAUAUUAUUGUCUCAUUUCUCUCAAAUGUACGUAAUGACAUUUUUACAUCAUGCCCUUUACACAUAUUUGAGCUUUGCUGUCAAAUUUAUUUAUGCUAUGCAGUUAUAAAGGAGUGAACAGUAUAAACAUUGUCGUUGCCAGGGUAUGUUUUAUGAGUAUAUAUAAUAUUUAUAUAUUUAUUGUACUGUAUAACAAUUCCAAAAUAUUUUCCCUGUUUUAAACAUCUCCACUUCCAAACAAUUUGUCUCUUAAGGUGCUCCUCCACUUGAAAGUACAUGUAACUGUCCCUAGUUUUUCUUGCAAGCUUCUCCCAAGAGAAAGCUGAGAGACUCCAUUCCAUUUGCAGGUAACAUUUGCCGAGAGCUACUCUUGAAGCUGAAAUUGCACAUUUGCAAGAGACUUUGGCUUCGUUCACAUGGAAUGUCUAUUUUCUAAAAAUCUAUUUCCUAUU